Trichosurus vulpecula (common brushtail) is the source of this 779-nucleotide messenger RNA. RefSeq names its product translationally-controlled tumor protein. Gene Ontology annotation, molecular function: calcium ion binding. The record is from RefSeq and is a predicted model, not a curated record. Gene Ontology annotation, cellular component: cytoplasm. The transcript has a single exon. Lineage: Eukaryota; Metazoa; Chordata; Mammalia; Diprotodontia; Phalangeridae. The coding region runs from base 99 to 617 and encodes 172 amino acids.
UCCCCCCCAAGCGCCGCUCCGGCUGCAUCGCGCUCACACCGAGCUCCGGGCCCCCGCAGCGCUAGCGCCGCCGCCGCCGCCUCCCUCCUUCCGCCGCCAUGAUCAUCUACCGGGACCUCAUCAGCCAUGAUGAGAUGUUCUCCGACAUUUACAAGAUCCGGGAGAUCGCGAACGGGCUGUGCCUGGAGGUGGAGGGGAAGAUGGUCAGUAGGACAGAGGGUACCAUCGAUGAUUCCCUUAUCGGUGGGAAUGCCUCUGCUGAAGGUCCUGAGGGUGAAGGAACAGAUGCCACUGUAAUCACUGGAGUCGACAUAGUAAUAAACCAUCAUCUGCAAGAAACUAGUUUCACAAAAGAAUCCUACAAAAAGUACAUCAAAGACUACAUGAAAUCAAUCAAAGGCAGACUUGAAGAACACAAGCCAGAUAGAGUAAAACCUUUUAUGACGGGAGCUGCAGAACAAAUCAAACACAUCCUUGCUAAUUUUAAAAACUAUCAGUUCUUCAUAGGCGAAAACAUGAAUCCAGAUGGCAUGGUGGCUCUCUUGGAUUUCCGUGAGGAUGGUGUGACUCCAUAUAUGAUUUUCUUUAAGGAUGGUUUAGAAAUGGAGAAAUGUUAACAAAUUAAGCUGAUUACUUUGAAUCACCUGUCAUCAUAACUGGCUGCUGCUUUUUGUCAUCUACACAACACCACGACUUGGACAAACUUGGACUGAUAUCAUCUUGAGCUUUAUUCAUUUAUUUUUGACCUUGAUUUAUUUGGAGUGGAGGCAUUGUUUUUA